Molecule: messenger RNA, 3084 nt
Organism: Helicoverpa armigera (cotton bollworm)
Lineage: Eukaryota; Metazoa; Arthropoda; Insecta; Lepidoptera; Noctuidae
Product: vesicular integral-membrane protein VIP36
Exons: 6
Coding region: 78-1061 (327 amino acids)
Biological process (GO): endoplasmic reticulum to Golgi vesicle-mediated transport
Cellular component (GO): Golgi membrane; endoplasmic reticulum-Golgi intermediate compartment; COPII-coated ER to Golgi transport vesicle
Molecular function (GO): D-mannose binding
Source: RefSeq, a predicted model, not a curated record
UUGGCAACACUAAGCAGCGGCUGCCAUGAUUUGGCGUGUAUCUUGUCAUCAAGUGCAUCGUCUAGAAAAUUACGAAAAUGCUUUAUGAAAAGCUUUAUUGGGUGCAAGUGUUCUUAGUAUCUAUACUAAUUAGCUCUAUUCUAGCAGAAUGGAACACGAGAGAUUACAUCAGGCGAGAGCACUCUCUCACAAAACCGUACCAAGGGAGUGGAAUGUCGGUGCCUUACUGGGACUUCUUAGGUAGCACUAUUGUGACUUCUAACUACGUUCGACUAACGCCGGACUUGCAAUCCAAGUCUGGAGCUAUUUGGAACACAGUGCCAUGUCAAACUCGCAACUGGGAGCUGCAAGUCCAGUUCAAAGUCCACGGACGUGGUAAAGACCUGUUCGGAGACGGCUUCGCAAUAUGGUACGUGCGCGAUCGCAUGCACCCAGGCCCUGUCUUCGGCAGCAAGGACUAUUUCCAGGGCUUGGCGAUUAUACUUGACACGUAUAGCAACCAUAAUGGGGCUCAUAAUCACCAGCACCCGUACAUAUCGGCGAUGAUAAACAACGGGACGCUGCACUAUGACCACGACAGAGACGGGACUCACACGCAGGUCUCCGGCUGCGAAGCCAAGUUCCGCAACUAUAACCAUGAUACACACAUCUCUAUCACUUAUAUGGAUGAUACGCUGACUGUAUCAACGGAUCUAGAAGGCAAGAACGCUUGGAAAGAGUGCCUGAAGGUAGAGAAUGUGCUACUCCCGACUGGUUACUACUUCGGCGCGUCGGCCACUACCGGCGACCUCAGUGACAACCACGACAUCAUUGCUAUCAAGAUGUUCGAACUUGAUCUCUUGGAGGCUCAAAACAAAGACGAAGACCGUUCCCAGAUUAUCCCCUCAGCGGCAUCGUUCGAGGCUCCUCGCGAAAGGAUCGAGGACUCCAAACCAGCCAUGUCCGGAGUCAAAACCUUCUUGUACAUGAUGGCAAUAGCCAUUGUCAUUAUAGUACUGGUCGUUCUAGGCAUCAUGUACUACCAGAAACGUCAAGAACAAUCUAGAAAGAGGCUGUAUUGAGAACCCCCCAGAAUUCUACAUUGUGUUUCAAAGACAUUCCUUUUUUAAAUAAGAACUCCAUUUUUCUGAGUCAUUUGUUUUUUGGUUCCAUUUUCAAAUUUCAGGCUUUAGGAAUGUCUGGAGUUUUCUUUGAACAGGUUGAUUUUGAUUUGUGAAUGAGAUCUGUCAAAAAAUUCGUUUUGUAACCAGCCUGAGAGGUCCAUGUUUCUUUUUUAAAGAAAAUAUGAAUUAUGAAAAGAAGCAAUAUGAUUGUAACAAUAAUUUAUUGAUUUUAGAAUACAAAUUAAUAUGAGAAUAUAAUGCCAAGACCAAUUCUAAUUAUGAAACUUUAAAGACUAAUAUUUAUGAUAUUCUAAAUCCAAAUAGAAUGUUCUCGAUGUAUUUAUAUUGUUACCUUAAUAUAUUAUUAUGUUUCUACUCAAAGCCAGUUUCCGAAAUAAUCAUUUAUUUCUCUUCUUAAGAAUUAAGCAAGGGUUAUGUGAUUUAGAAUAAAGUUUCCAAAUUCUCAAAUUGCAAAUCCGUCACGCUAUUCAGCAAGGAAAUGUUCUGAUAUCCCUACACGACAAAAAGAGAUACCGCUAUACAAAUGUACAUGCGAAAAAGAGAACGAAUAUGUUUGUCAACCCCGCCUUUUUAUACAUCACCCGUCAAACUAUGCUUACAUACACCUAUAGAUUAUAUAACGUUGCAAUAAUCAACUUUAUUUCGUAUCACUAAGAAUCAUUUUCGUUUAUUUAAUUUACAUAUGAAAUCUCAUGACAAUUUUCUUUUGUCUUAGGGCCGAUUUUUCUAUCGUCUGUCAACUUCUAUCUGAGGAAUCAAUAUGGCGGUUUGACAUAUCGCUGAAGCUGUCAAAACGUCAAGCAUAUUCUUCAAAUAAAAGUUACCUUUCGACUCGACAAUUCGGCUCUUAUUCGUUUGUCACUUGUUAAGGUAUAAAGGGUAAUAGUCAUUUAUAGCCCGGUUAAUUAAAGGUGUUUUUUUUUAAUUAUAAAGGAGUUUGACUGCAUUUCUAUGGGUAUUUACGUGUGACAAUAGUAAUAGUUUAUGUUUCACAUGCAUAGAAAUAAUAACUGUGUCCAGUAAAAUAAUUAAUAUUUACUUAUUAUAAGUAGUUUUGCCAUCCAAUUCUAUCAUAUUUUUAAAUGCAGUCUAACAUUAAAAUUAAUAGUUUUUACACUAACAUUAAGUACAUAAAUAUACAUAUACAUAAAUGUAUAGUCACUAUUUUACUAUAAAUACAUACAUAUUAUAAUUUUCUUGCUCAUUAUAUAAAGAACUGGUUAUCCACAUUAUAAUUUGCAUAAGUUUAUUCUUUAUGUUGUAAGAUAAAUAUUUAAUUUUUAUUGUGUUAAAAUUGUAUGCUUGGGACUUUCGUCUAAAUGACCAAAAACGUAAAAAAAAUGAAGUUUAAUGUUUCACCAUAAAUUAUAAUGAAAAACAAAUUCCGCUUUAGUAAAUUCAAGAACAUUAAACGUAAGAUUGUGCCCCAGCAUGCCUAUAUUAAAAAGCCACCUUUCGUCAUCAGAAUAUUAAAGGGAAAUAUUACAGUUCUCGUCAAAUAUCUCGCCCGAAUUUGGCUACUAAUGACUUCACGGUACUCAAAAUUUGAUUUCAUGAGAACUUUUUAUUGUUAUACUUUCUCGAUUCAUCGCUAUUCAUCUUAAGUGUAUUUCUUUGACUUUGAUAGCAUGAAUGAAUUGCUAAAGAAUACUUUAAAGAAUUGCCCCCAUUAGGAUUAUAAAACAGGACAUUUAAACUGAUUCUAAAGCAACUUCUCUUUGUUAAAGCAUAAUUGGAGUUUGUUAUUAGUGAUUAAUUUUAUCGUUAAGUCUGUUACACUUGAACGAUUUUACACACAUAUAAAAUAAAUUAUUAUUGAAUGAAAGUAUUUAUUUAUAUCGUAACGUAAUUUAGUUCCUUUUGCAAUAUUAGUUGGUGUUAAAAUGGUUCAAUUGUAACUUAAUCAUUAUGUGAACGAGUGGUGUAUGUGUGUUUAAUAAAAAUGAUUUAUAAACUUUUC